Molecule: messenger RNA, 1581 nt
Organism: Auxenochlorella protothecoides
Lineage: Eukaryota; Viridiplantae; Chlorophyta; Trebouxiophyceae; Chlorellales; Chlorellaceae
Product: Aspartyl/glutamyl-tRNA(Asn/Gln) amidotransferase subunit B
Exons: 8
Coding region: 1-1581 (526 amino acids)
Biological process (GO): mitochondrial translation; glutaminyl-tRNAGln biosynthesis via transamidation
Molecular function (GO): glutaminyl-tRNA synthase (glutamine-hydrolyzing) activity
Source: RefSeq, a predicted model, not a curated record
AUGCCGUCUUGGAGCACGUGCUUCUCUGCACCCUUAUUCAAUUUUGGACGUCCCGUCAUCCCAUGCUGGCAGACCGACUACGAGGCUGUGGUGGGCAUAGAGUGCCAUGUGCAGCUGAACACGCGGACCAAGGCCUUCUGCGCCUGCCCCAAUCAGUAUGGUGGGGAGCCCAACAGCCACAUCUGCCCCGUCUGCCUUGGACACCCGGGCACCCUCCCUGUGCUCAACGCAGCCGUGGUGGACAAGGCGGUGCUGACGGGGCUGGCGCUGGGCUGCAGCAUCGCGCGCCACUCCAUCUUCAGCCGCAAGCAGUACUUCUACCCCGACCUGCCCAAGGGGUACCAGAUCUCCCAGCACGACACCCCUCUGGCUUAUAAUGGCAGCCUGGAGAUUGAUGCUGGGGACGGCACCCGGCGCCGCAUCGGCAUCACGCGCGUGCACGUGGAGGAAGACGCUGGGAAGCUGGUCUACGUCGGUGCCCAGGCACUGACGGGGGCCGCCUCUGCGCAGGCGGACUACAACCGGGCGGGCGUACCGCUGCUGGAGGUGGUGUCCGAGCCCGACAUGCGCAGCGGGCAGGAGGCGGCGGCCUACGGCGCCGAGCUGCGCAGGCUCCUGCGCUACAUCGGCGUCAGCAACGGCAACAUGGCGGAGGGAUCGCUACGCUGCGAUGUCAAUGUGUCGGUGCGGCCCCGGGGCACGACUGCACUGGGGACCAAGGUGGAGGUGAAAAACCUCAACUCCUUCAACUCCGUCCAGCGCGCCAUACAGUUUGAGAUCGAGCGGCAGGUCACCGCGCUGUCCUCAGGCGCUGAGCACGAGGUGGUGGUGGAGACACGGGUCUGGGACGAGGCGGCGGCGAGGACGCGCACGAUGAGGAAGAAAGAGGGGCAGGCUGACUACCGCUUCUUCCCCGAGCCAGACCUUCCUCCCUUGGAAGUCUCUGAGGAGACCAUCGCAAGGAUACAGGCGAGCAUGCCGGAGCUACCGCAGGAGAAACGGGCGCGCUUCGAGGGACUGGGCCUGUCUCCUUACGACGCUCAUGUCCUCUGUGACGACCUGGCGGUCGCCGGCUACUUUGACGCGGCGUUGGAGGCGGGGGCAAGCCCCAAGCCAGCGGCUAACUGGAUCAUGGGCGACAUCAUGGCACACUGCAAGGUGGGCACGGGCAUCAAGGGCUGGUGCAUGGGCGAGAUGGAGGCCCACCUCGGCAUGGACGAUCUCCUCCUGACACCUACAACCCUGGCCAAGCUCCUGGGCCUGAUUGAGAAGGGGACCAUCAGCGGCAAGAUUGCCAAGGAUCUGCUGCCAGAUCUCCUGCAAGGCAAAGGGAGCGGAGAUCUCCUGGCCUACGUCGAGGCCAAGGGUCUCAUACAGAUCAGCGAUGAAGGCGCCCUGCUCGACAUCAUCAACAAUGUCCUGGAGUCGAACUCAAAGCAGCUCGAGCAGUACAAGCAAGGGAAGACAAAGCUCCAGGGUUUCUUUGUGGGGCAGGUAAUGAAAGAGUCCAGGGGCCGAGCCAACCCAGGGGAACUCCAGCGUCUGCUCAUGCAGCGCCUCGCCGAGGAGGCAGGCCAAUGA